This is a messenger RNA of Triticum dicoccoides, 3542 nucleotides long. RefSeq names its product receptor kinase-like protein Xa21. The record is from RefSeq and is a predicted model, not a curated record. Bases 127 to 3285 code for a protein of 1052 amino acids. The transcript is spliced from 3 exons. Gene Ontology annotation, molecular function: protein kinase activity; protein binding; ATP binding. Gene Ontology annotation, biological process: protein phosphorylation. NCBI's taxonomy places the organism in Eukaryota, Viridiplantae, Streptophyta, Magnoliopsida, Poales, Poaceae.
CCAACGCACACGCACCCGCACACUUCACAGCUCGCACACCGCCACCCGGCAAAACCAAAGCAGAAACGGUUCCCGUACUGUUCUGCUCCCCCGGUCGAGCAGAGUUUUGCAGGUGACCAGGGCCUCAUGCGUUCUCCCAAGCAACCGGCGAAGCUCGUCAUGCUUUUACUGUUGGCACUGCUGCUGCUCUGUAACGGAGUUGGCAACGUCCAUUGCACAAGGAUCCACGAGAACAGCGUCGAUCUGCACGCGCUGCUAGACUUCAAGCAGGGCAUCAACAAUCCUCAGGAAGCCUUGAGCAAUUGGAGCACCACCACCCACUUCUGUCGAUGGAAUGGUGUCAUCUGCACCACGACACGGCCGUUUCGUGUCUUGUCGCUUAUACUCACUGAAUUGGACUUAGCAGGCCAAAUCAGCUCCUCUCUUGGAAACUUAACCUUCCUUGAAACGCUUGACCUUUCAUAUAAUAACUUCGUUGGUCCCUUACCUGUCCUUGGCCAUCUCCAACAACUCCAGACACUUUCUCUGAACAACAACAGGUUAAAUGGGAUGAUUCCUGAUUCACUUACCAACUGUUCCAGCUUGGACACUUUAGAUCUCUCUAUAAACUUCCUAGUGGGUCCAAUUCCUCCGAAUUUGGACUUGCUUUCAAAUCUUACUUACUUAGAUCUCUCAAGUAACAUGCUAGUGGGUCAAAUUCCUCCGAAACUAGUUUCUCUAUCAAAGCUGGUCACAUUAGAUCUCUCCCAUAACAUGCUAGUUGGUCCAAUUCCUCCGAAUCUGGACUUGCUUUCAAAUCUGACUUACUUAGAUCUAUCUAGAAACUUGCUAGUGGGUCAAAUUCCUCUGAAAAUAGUUUCUCUACCAAAGCUGGCCACAUUAGAUCUCUCUACUAACAUGCUAGUGGGUCAAAUUCCUCCGAAGUUAGGCUUUGUUUCAAGUCUAGAAUACUUCAGUUUGGCAUCAAACAAACUCGAGGGAAGCAUUCCUAAUGAGCUUGGGCAAUUGCCUAGUUUACAAUACUUGCUCCUGGGAGAAAAUAAUCUUUCAGGUGAAUUCCCGCAUUCCAUCUUGAACAGAAACCUUUCUGUUUCUCUCCUAUAUCUAGGCUUGGAGCUGAAUAUGCUAGGCAAGGUAUUGCCACCUAAUAUAGGUGACCUUCGGGGUCUCGUACACCUUACAAUGAGUGGCAACAUGUUUGAAGGGCACAUCCCAGCUUCCCUAGGCAACGCCACAGGAUUAAAAGUAAUAGACUUAUCAGCUAACAAUUUCACCGGGCAAAUUCCUAACUCUUUUGGAAAGCUCUCAAAUCUGACUAAUCUAAACCUUCAGUAUAACCAGCUUGAAACAAGGGACUGGGAAUUCUUCAAUGCAUUGACGAACUGUCGUUCUCUAAACUCACUCUCACUGGGUUUCAACCAGCUGCAGGGAUCUAUACCGCAGUCUGUCGGUAACCUAUCCAACAAACUAGAAAAACUUACUUUGACUCAAAAUAGCUUAUCAGGACAAGUACCCCAGAGCAUCGGCAACCUUAGUGCAUUAAAUCAACUGGCACUAGGUAUAAACAACUUAAGCGGCACAAUAGAAGGAUGGAUUGGAAACCUAAAAGGCCUUGAAGGAUUAACUCUCCGCUCAAACCGCUUCACCGGCCAAAUCCCACCCUCUAUUAGCAAUCUUACUCGGUUGAUAAAUCUUUAUCUCUAUGAUAAUCAAUUCGAGGGCCUCAUACCCCCCAGCCUGGGAAACCUCCCACUCACACAGCUAGUCCUUAGCUCUAACAAUCUUUACGGGUACAUACCACCCAGCUUAGGAAGCCUCCAACAGCUUACGUCAUUGAAUCUUAGCCACAAUAAUCUCCAAGGUGAGAUACCUCAGAUUAGCGCCCUUAAGCAACUCACUACUUUAGAUCUUUCUUCAAAUAAGCUCACAGGGAGUAUUCCAGAUUCUUUGGGCCAAUGUUACGGCUUACGGAGUCUGCAAAUGGACCAAAACUUUCUGUCAGGAAACAUCCCAAUAGCUUUUGGCAAACUGUUGUCUCUGAGUAUACUAAAUCUAUCACACAACAACUUGUCAGGCACCAUCCCGUCGGCUCUAAACAAACUAGAGUUCCUAAACCAUCUUGACCUUUCAUAUAAUCAUCUUGAAGGAAAAAUACCCAGAGAUGGAGCAUUCGAAAAUGCUACGGCUGUUUCACUUGAGAACAAUUGGGGGCUCUGCGGAGGCGCCGUGGAUCUUCACAUGGCUUCAUGCACAACCAUUUCCAAGAAAGAAGAGGAGAGACGAUACCGUUUGAUUAAAGUAUUGAUUCCAAUAUUUGGAUUCUUGUCACUGGUACUGUUGAUCUACUUUGUACUCCUUGAGAAGAAGAUGCGAAGGGCAAAUGAUACAUCAGCUUCAUUAGGCGAGAAUUUUCUGAAGGUUUCUUAUGCGGAUCUAGCACAAGCCACAUCAAACUUCUCUGAAUCUAACCUGGUUGGGAGAGGAGGUUAUGGCUCUGUCUAUCGCGGAAAGUUAAAGGAUUCUAAGGUGGAAGUGGCCGUCAAGGUUUUUGAUCUUGAAAUGCAUGGAGCUGAGAGAAGCUUUCUGAAAGAAUGCGAGGCACUGCGAAGCAUUCAGCAUAGAAAUCUUCUUCCCAUCAUAACUGCUUGCUCGACGGUAGACAAUACAGGCAAUGUUUUCAAAGCUUUAGUUUAUGAGUUCAUGCCUAAUGGGAACCUAGACACAUGGCUGCAUCACAGAGAGGACGGGAAGGCUCAUAAACAUUUAAGCUUAGCUCAAAGAUUAGACAUAGCUGUUAACAUGGCUGACGCACUGGAUUAUCUACACCAUGACUGCGGAAGACCCACCAUCCAUUGUGACCUGAAGCCCAGCAAUAUUCUUCUGGAUGAUGAUAUGACCGCUCUUUUAGGAGACUUUGGUAUUGCAAGUUUUUACCAAGAUUCCAGGUCAACAUCACCUGGUUCAGUGAGUUCAUCAUCAGUCGGUAUGAAGGGUACUAUUGGAUAUAUUGGUCCAGAGUACGCGGGAGGUGGCCGCCAUGCAUCAACUUGCGGAGAUGUUUACGGUUUUGGGAUAAUACUGCUGGAAAUGAUGACCGGAAAAAGACCAACAGAUCCAUUGUUCGAGGAUGGAGUUAGCAUUGUCGACUUUGUGGAGAGCAACUUUCCACAUGAAAUAGUUCGUGUCAUUGAUGCUAAUCUCAGUGAAGAAUGCAAGGAAUUGCUCAAUCAAAGAAGAUUUCAGAAAAUUCAGUUCAUCAAUGUUUGCUAUCUGUGCUGCAACUAGCACUUUCCUGUACGCACCCAGUACCAGGCGAAAGAAUGAAUAUGAAAGUGGUGGCCAGCAAAAUGCAUGCAAUUAAAACAUCCUAUGGGGGCUGCAAUGCGCAAGAGUGAAGAGUGUCCUUCACUAGAAUUAGAGUGACUGCGAACGUGCUAUGUAAGUGUAACAUUGUAACCAGCAUAAUGAAUCUGUAGUGUACACUUACAUGUGUGUACGUAUAUAUAUUUAAUAUAUUUUGUGUACUCCUCGGAGUAUAUGUA